AUUACAGAUGAGGGCAACUUUAGUGAGCUUGCUAAUCAGUCAGGUUUUCAUGGCCAAAGGACUCGACGUAAGAAAUGAGCCCAUAGAAAGUUCCCCUGGAUUAUACUACCAACACGAAGGCGAAGCAAGAUUGAGCACCAGCGACUGGAAAGUAAUGACCUACCUUGACUUACAACAAGCCAGCGCAAACGUGGACACGAUAGAAAGAUACGUGGAAGCCACUAUCAACUUCUGCAAGAAACAUGAUAGCUCCCUAUGGUUAAAUUUGACGGAGUGCAGAACCACAAUUUUAGAUGCAACUAGGAGAUUGCAAAAUUUAAAGGAAAUGAGAGGUUUGGUAACGCAAUUAACAAAAACAGAAAGGAAUGCACCCCGCAAGAAAAGAGGACUUUUUAACUUUGUAGGGCAGAUAUCGCAUACAUUAUUUGGAAUCUUAGACUCAGAAAACGAAGAAGCAUAUAACAGCAGAAUCAACCAAUUAGAAGGAGAACAAUCCGAUCUAAUAAAACUAGCACGGGAACAGAUGGUCGUUGUAAAAUCGACAUUGAAGUCGGUUAACAAAACUUUAAACGAUGUGUCAAAAAAUGAGAUGAUUUUAGAAAAGGGUCUACGGGACAUUAGAAAGUUCAUUAAUGAAGAAAAUGGGGAAUUAAAGGAGAAGUAUACAUAUACUUCCAUGUUAGUAACUUUAAAUGAUCAUGCUAUUCAAAUACAACGCGCAUUGGAGGAAGUAAAGAACGAAUACGAUGUGAUACUUCAGUCAUGUUUGAAUGCAAGGAGUGGGAUUAUACAACCCCAGGUGUUAUCACCAGGUUACCUAAUUCAGAUUUUGAAGUCCAGUCGGGAUUCGUUCCCACGUGAUUUACAAGUCCCUGUUCAACUGAGCGAAGCUUACACUUAUUUACUUAUUAAUGUUAUUACUAUAGAAACAUAUGUUGUAAGAGGUAAAUUAGUAUACGUUGUGAGAGUCCCACUAGUGACUCACCAUGUGUAUGAUAUUUAUAAAGUCAUACCCUUUCCUAUCAAGGUCAAUGAAACAAGAAAUAAGUACACUUUUAUUCAGCCAGACAAGGAAUACAUGUUGAUUGACAGCACUAGGCAAUAUUAUGUUAAGCUUAGACAAGAAAAUCUUAACACUUGUAAGAAAAUGAGUGAGGAACAACUUGUAUGUAAACAAGACUUCCCCUUGUUGAUAAGCCAUUCUUCAGAUGAUUGUGAAGUGUCAAUGCUGCAACCAAUUAGGUUAGUCCCAAGGACAUGUACCCAAAGGGUCAUCGAACUGAAGGAGACUCUGUGGAUACCCCUCAAGAGGAACUCCUGGAUUUAUAUAGCGCCUGUUCCGAGCCAAAUGACGAUCCUAUGUCCAGCCCAACAACCGACAGAAUUAGAAAUUAAGAACAGUGGAAUUUUGUCAUUUUUACUUGAUUGUACAGGCUAUAGUAAUAAGGUAAUGAUAAGAUCAAUCACUUCCCAUUAUGUAAACCACACUGGGAAGGAUAUCAUCCCAGCUCUGUAUUUACCUUUAGAUUGUUGCGAAAAUGAUAAAACUAAAAUUCACUUAGACGAGCUACAAUUAGAAACGCCACUUAAGAACGUACUCACUCAUAAUGAUGAGCUGCGGCUGGCGAGCCAUAAGGUUGAAGACGUUGAAAAACUUAUAGAGGAACAGGAAUGGAAAUUGAAACAUGAAAAGAGUACCCGCCAGUUGUCGGUGUUAUCCUCAAUCGGCGCAGCCGCGCUGGCAUUAUUAAUUGGGAUUAUGUGUUGUUGUUGUUGUUGCCGCUGUUGCAGGAAUUGCUGGCCCAGGUUUGUAAAGUGGGCCUGGGACGAUAGUAAAUGUAGUGCUAUUAUUUUUAAACCUAGGAUAAUAAACAGUGUUCAUACAUCCAGUGACAGUCUGCAUAGAAGAGGCGCGAUGCUUAGCCUGGCCACCCACGUGGAUGACGAAGACACACCAAAGGAGUUCACGGAGAUGACUCCUAUGAAUGCCACCAUAGGUGUUAGGGUAUCAAGAACCAGUAGUAGAAACCAGGCAGUUGGUAAAAGGUAACAGGCAUUACCUAGAUUGGGCACAA
Cryptotermes secundus is the source of this 2075-nucleotide messenger RNA. RefSeq lists its product as uncharacterized. NCBI's taxonomy places the organism in Eukaryota, Metazoa, Arthropoda, Insecta, Blattodea, Kalotermitidae. Bases 8 to 2050 code for a protein of 680 amino acids. The transcript has a single exon. The record is from RefSeq and is a predicted model, not a curated record.